GUUCAGCACUAGAACGGCGUCGUUUUCAUGACAACAGUACAAUUCUGCAUCUCUAUUAGUAUUAUUUGUAAUAACUAGGGUUCCUUUCUUUACUCAAUCGUCCCCGGCAAGAGUUAUUUCCGCUGCAGUGGGGUUUCAGUUUUGAUCUACGACAAAAUUUAGGUCGCACUCAUGUAUGGGCACAGAGGGUCGUUGUUUGGGAGCGGGGGGGUUUCGGACGGGUACGAAAUCGGCUCAAAGAGGCCAAGAUUGAUGGAAUCAAAUCCCUACUUCGCAGCAAACCCAAGUUCAAGCAGCAGUUAUCAACAACAGUACAACCCCUACAGCAGGAGGUACCACCACGAGCCUUCCACCUUCCCAUUGGUCCGCCUAAGGGGUCUCCCCUUCAACUGCACCGACGUAGAUAUUUUCAAGUUCUUCUCUGGUCUUGACAUUGUCGACGUUUUCUUGGCCAACAACAAAGACGGUAAAUUCUCCGGAGAAGCGUUUGUUGUAUUUGCAGGUCACAUGCAAGCCGAACUUGCACUUCAAAGGGAUCGCCAAAACAUGGGAAGAAGAUACGUGGAAGUGUUUCGGUGCAAGAAACAAGAGUAUUAUAAUGCUAUUGCCUCUGAGGUGAGCGACGGGGCUUAUGGUAAUUCCGAUCAUCAUAAUCAUAAUCAUAAUCAUAAUCAACGUGGGUCCCCACCACCUACUACGACUAGUGCUAGAAGAAAGAGGUCUCCGAAUAAAGACGAAAUGGAGUAUACGGAGAUUUUGAAGCUGAGAGGGCUGCCUUACUCUGUAAGAAAAUCGGAGAUUGCAAAGUUUUUUGGGGAGUUUGAGGUUGUGGAGAACAAGAUACAGAUUGGGUGCAGGCACGAUGGGAAGCCUAGUGGAGAGGCGUUUGUGGAGUUUGCUUCGGCUGAAGAGGCUAAAAAGGCAAUGUGUAAGGAUAAGAUGCUGAUUGGAUCUAGGUAUGUUGAACUCUUUCCUUCGACACCCGAUGAAGCUAGAUCAGCUGCUUCCAGAUCACGUAAGUAAGAUCAGAUCGUCGCUGUGUGGAUUGAUUUUCUUAAAAAAAUACCGUGUGUGAUGUUAGCUGAGAGUCGUCCUUUUUUUUUUCUUUUGUAAGGAAAGAAAUCUGUAUUUUGAAAUUUAGUUGUCUCUCUUCCUAAGUAUUUGGUGUUUGAAAAUUAUAAACUCGGCAUUUCGUUGCUUCUUAGCGGAGUUAUUUUGUCGAGACAUAUGUGCCCUUUGGUUUCUCUAAUGAAUGAAUUUGUUUAAUUGACACAAUUGGUGGUUUUUUGUUUUGAUG
Messenger RNA from Erythranthe guttata (spotted monkey flower), 1297 nucleotides. Its product is annotated as RNA-binding (RRM/RBD/RNP motifs) family protein. The record is from RefSeq and is a predicted model, not a curated record. NCBI's taxonomy places the organism in Eukaryota, Viridiplantae, Streptophyta, Magnoliopsida, Lamiales, Phrymaceae. Gene Ontology annotation, molecular function: RNA binding.